AUGAAUUCUCUACCACAGCAAGCUCUACAGGCUAAACAAUCUUCUAGUUGUACUAAAAUAGAUGUCCAUUCUUCUAACAGUGAUGUACAACACUUGAUGUCUAUUGGCUUCGACAAGAACGAUUGUUUUUAUGCCUUACAAUAUUGUCAUGGUAACGUAGACGAGGCCGCAAUGUGGUUAACCAAACACGCCAAAAUCAUCUCCAAGAAAGAGAAAAAUUCUGACUUUGCCUUAACUGGUGUAGAGAUUAAAGCUACUAGUGUAUAUUUCUGUCUUAUUGAUGACUGCGGGGCCGACGUUCCAUUGGCUGAAAUUUCCAUCAAUGGAAUAGAUAUCAGUCAAAACCAGGAGCCCAAUAUUGAAGGUAAAGCCAAGUUACAUAUUAUAGGUUCCUAUUAUAACAGGAACUUAUCAGGAUGGGAGCCAUUCUUAGAACCCUGGCC
Messenger RNA from Lottia gigantea (owl limpet), 443 nucleotides. RefSeq lists its product as hypothetical. Lineage: Eukaryota; Metazoa; Mollusca; Gastropoda; Lottiidae. The record is from RefSeq and is a predicted model, not a curated record. The annotation marks the transcript as partial. Gene Ontology annotation, molecular function: protein binding. Gene Ontology annotation, biological process: protein retention in Golgi apparatus; protein targeting to vacuole; mitochondrion organization. The transcript is spliced from 4 exons. Gene Ontology annotation, cellular component: extrinsic component of membrane.